AUGUCUCAUCCAUCAAAAUUGAAGCAGCCCAGACAUCGCUAUAUAGUGCAAAAGCUACGUGUUAUGGAGGGAACAAAAUGGGACCGUCCUUUUCCUAAAUCGAAGGAAUAUUGGAAGAAGUUUUGCGACGAUGAAGAGAAAAGAUUAAUUAGAGUAAGAAAUUCAUUUCCAAAAUCACCUUACCUUCCUAUCAUUCCUAUUUUGCGCGAUUUUGAAACAGACGUUCGCGAUAUCGUAGAUUCUUCCGUUCCUCGAAGCUUCGAUGAAAACGUACUUCUCGUAGAUCCGAAAUCCUUUGAAACGCCAGAUAUUUCUUCAACAAGAGACAACGAAAGUUUUAUUUCUAACGUUACAGAGCCAAUAGUUAAAAUCUCUCCUCCCACACCAAAAAAACCAUCAAAAAAUGACGCAGUCACAAUCGCUAAAACGAAUACAAAGGAACAACGCACGCUUGUUACUAUUCAAAAUAAACUUACACUCAAAAAAGUGGAUUCGUACAAAAAACCAGAGUCGCUUGAUGUUUCUUCCAAAAAUUCUAUCAUACCACAUGACGGAUCAAGAGAUGGAAGAAUAUAUUCAAACAGGACAUGUCCUUUUCACAGAUAUGAAUCCGUGGUGAAAAUUUUUGACGACGAUAUCGAAAGAUAUUUGACGGAAGAUCCGAGAGCAAAUGUGUCGCUGGGAGAAAAAUUGAACAAAUUGCCAUACGUGCAGAAUGCAUCUAAAUAUGAUAAAGAUAAGAACAGAAUAACUUCUGUCGAGAGUAAGAAGAUCGAAAGGGUUACUGUUCCACAAAAGGCAUUGGAGUAUUAUCUGGACAAUGCUGUUGAUUUAACCACAAGUGGAACUGCAGAGGUCAAAUCUAAAAAUAAGAAAAAUUAUCUACAAAAGAGAUAA
Molecule: messenger RNA, 897 nt
Organism: Trachymyrmex cornetzi
Lineage: Eukaryota; Metazoa; Arthropoda; Insecta; Hymenoptera; Formicidae
Exons: 3
Coding region: 1-897 (298 amino acids)
Source: RefSeq, a predicted model, not a curated record